AACCAACCUCAUUCCCUCCUCAAACUCGCACUGAUCCCUCCUCCAUCUCCUCCUUCUCUCCACCAGCAGCGUCAACAGGGGUCACAGACAAGAAUGCACUGAUAGAACAGCAGACGUAAAAAUGCAGACGCCGUCGGUCAGACUCCGGCGCGCGAUAAUCAACAACGACCUCGCGAUCGUGCAGCGCUUGCUCAGACGGUUCCCCUCGCUGCUCACAAAUACCGACUUUGACCACAAAUCCUGGACAAGUUUGCACUAUGCCGCGUACUACGGUCAUUUCGAGAUCUGCCUCUUCCUGACGCAACUCGGUCACGACGCCGACGAAAUCUCUCUCGACUCGGCAGGCUACACCCCACUCCACCUCUCGGCUCUCAAGAACCACGAGCAAACGAUCCACUUCCUCGCCCAGAAAUUCCCGCGCACGAUCGACCGCGCGACCGCCUCUCCCGAAGGCUACACGCCGCUCAUCCUCGCCUGCGAGCACGGCCACGACGCGUCCGUCAACAUCUUGCUCGACUUUGGCGCGGAUAUCAAUCUGUCGGAUUUGCUCGGCAACCGACCGAUUCACUUUGCGGUCGAGUACGGGCAUCGCAAGGUUAUUCGUACGUUGGUGGACCGAGGCGCGGAUUACCGCACGCCGAACCAUCUGGGCUGGACGCCGUCCCAGGUAUGCUUCUCCGUCGGCGUCAAGAGUUAUCUCACCAGCCUCACCAUCGAAGUCGAGCGACGGCAUGAAGAACGCAUGCAGCAGAAAUUGGUCGAGAAGAAGCGGUUGGCGGAGCAGUUUGUCUCGUCACUACCGCCCCGAACAGAUUCUAUGAAUCCGCCUGUGAAGAAGGAGCCUACACCACCUCCGCCGCCUAUGUCGCCGCCGCCGCCAGCAAAAGAAAGUACAUCCACCCCGGCUCUCGAAUCAUCAUCAUCAUCUCCUCCUUCUAUUCCUCCUCCUCCACCACCAACUGAAUCACCAACUGAGAACACACAACAAGAAGUCAUCACCGACACUACAGAAUCCGCGGAACCCACAGAGCCUACACAACCCUCCGAGCCUACAGAACUCACAGAACCUGCCACCCCACCCGAGCCUAGUUCAUCUACAUAAAAUGUAUCAUACUG
Messenger RNA from Myxozyma melibiosi, 1116 nucleotides. RefSeq names its product ankyrin repeat-containing domain protein. Gene Ontology annotation, molecular function: protein binding. The coding region runs from base 122 to 1102 and encodes 326 amino acids. The transcript has 2 exons. NCBI's taxonomy places the organism in Eukaryota, Fungi, Ascomycota, Lipomycetes, Lipomycetales, Lipomycetaceae. The record is from RefSeq and is a predicted model, not a curated record.